UUUCAGCUUUGAAAAAUGGAAACGGUAUGUGCGGACGAAGAAAGAAAUGGGAAAAUUUUGUGUUGUCAAUGUGGGACCUCGAUUGAACCAAAUGCAAUGAAUAUGUGCGUCGCAUGUGUGCGAUCGCGUAUUGAUAUUACAGAAGGCAUACCGAAACAGAGUCGAGCUUUCAUGUGUAAAUUCUGCAGUCGAUGGUUGAUACCACCGAAUGGCUGGGUAAAUGCAGAGCGAGAGUCCAAAGAAAUGCUUGCCAUACUGUUGAAGAAGCUAAAGCCCACGAUGACUAGGGUACGCCUCAUCGAUGCCUCCUUUGUAUGGACAGAACCACAUUCAAAACGAGUGAAACUCAAGUUGACUAUCCAGAGCGAAGUGCUGACAGGCGCUGUUCUUCAACAAAUUUUCAUUGUAGAAUUUAUUGUUAUCAAUCAGAUGUGUGAUGACUGUCGACGUGCUGAAGCAAAGGAUUUUUGGCGUGCUUGUGUUCAAGUUCGUCAGAAGUGUGAAUUUAAAAAGACGCUGUUUUAUCUGGAACAACUAGUCCUGAAAUAUGGUGCCCAUGUCAGUACAACAGCUAUCAAACCUGUACCUACAGGGGUCGAUUUCUUUUAUGCAAAGUUGCAGGAUGCCAGAAAAUUCGUUGAUUUUAUCACUUCUCAUUUGCCGUGUAGAUAUUCUUACGCCCAGGAACUGGUGACACAUGAUGUUAAGAAUAAUACUUACGACUACAAGCACACUUUCUGCGUGGAGGUCGUACCCAUAUGUCACGGUGAUUUAGUGUGUCUGCCGAAAAAGAUAGCUCAGGCUCUGGGUAAUAUGAAUCAGCUGGUUGUAUGUUUUAGAGUUAACACUGUGAUCAGUGUGAUUGACUCGAAUACUUUGCAAAUAGCGGAUAUUAAUUCGGUUCAGUAUUGGCGUGAUCCCUUUCAAGCUUUAUGUCAGUCAAAACGGUUGAGCGAGUUUUACGUAAUGAACGUAGAGGAUAUUGAUAUUCAGUUAAGAGGAACAUAUAGCCAUUUGUCAACGAAACAUCGUUUAGUUGACAUUUGGGUAGUCCCUAGUAAUCAGAUUGGACAGGAUAAUCAAGAGGUUUGCACACGAUCUCAUCUUGGACAUUUGUUAAAACCAGGCGACCUUGUGUUAGGAUAUGAUUUACGCAGUAGCAAUGUGAACAGUACAUUGUUGGACGAGAUGAAAAGGGAUAGGAUACCUGAUAUCAUCUUAGUUCGAAAAGUUUACGAUCGGUCUAUACGACAAGAACGAAAUAACUGGGAACUGAAGCGACUGAUUCAAAACGAUGGUGAUGUUUGUGAUAGCUCUUUUAUGGAGAACGAAUUUGAGGACUUUUUGGAGGAUUUGGAGGAGGAUGAACAAAUGAAGCAGAAGGUCAACUUUUAUCGGAACAGUGCGAAGCAGCAAACAGUUUGUUCUAAAAACAUCGCGUUAGAAUUGCCACUGGGUCCUCCACUCCAUGAAAUGAUGGAUAACCUUGACCUCAACACCGAUGUUGAAAUGAAUUAAUGGAUCAGCUUUUUUUUCUUUUUACCAGUAUUGCUGUAGUCAGUUUACCUUGCUUUUUAUCGGAUGUAUUUAGUGGUUGGAGGGCCGUAUUUAGAGCAUCUGAUAUUUGUGUAUUUUGCAACUCCUUUGCCAUGCGUGGUACUGCUUUUCAUACUCUCGACAGAUUUAUUAGGAUCCUAAAGUAUCAGGAAGAACCGCUCAAAUAAGAGGCUACAAAAAUAUGUAGUUGUUAUUCCUUUAUCCUUUGCUGACAUGAAUUAUUCUUACUGAUAUGCCGAUUCAUCAUAAUAAAUCAACAAGUUGUUAGUAUGUGCUUAUCUGUUUCAUAUCGCUGAUUUUUUCGCAUAUUGAUAUGUUUGUUAUAUUUUGUGUUACUGCUAGGAUUGGAAAGUAAUUCAGUUAUACCUCCAAUCUGUUACCGUAAAGAUUUUUCACGAUAAGCAGUUAGUUGAGUCAGAACACAGCAGUCAGUAUGACACGCCAAAGGAUAUACUAUUGAAGUGCUUUACGAGAAGACAGCUAAUAAAGGAAUCAUAAAAACUCACUUGGAAAGAUG
Messenger RNA from Loa loa (African eye worm), 2074 nucleotides. Its product is annotated as NMD3 family protein. Lineage: Eukaryota; Metazoa; Nematoda; Chromadorea; Rhabditida; Onchocercidae. Gene Ontology annotation, biological process: ribosomal large subunit export from nucleus. Gene Ontology annotation, cellular component: cytoplasm; nucleus. The record is from RefSeq and is a predicted model, not a curated record. The transcript has 9 exons. Gene Ontology annotation, molecular function: ribosomal large subunit binding. The coding region runs from base 16 to 1518 and encodes 500 amino acids.